CUUUAUGCUAAAGCCGGGUUAGUUGAUCUGCGGACAGGUUUCAUAAAAAUAUGUAUUUAUGCGCAGCAUCAUCAGACGCCAAACAAAACGCUGAGCGUUGUAAGAUGCCAGAUGUAACCUCAGAGAUGUUGUCGCCACAUCCAAAAGGACCGGCGGUCUCUUCAGGCAGCAGUGUUGUUCCAGGGAGUGACAGUGCUGCCAAAUUACCUCAACCAGACAAGAAGCGGAAGGAGACUCGACAGAGCCCAUUCAAAGUGCCAGACAGUCACAGCAUUUCCCUGCCGAGUAAGAAUGAAAGAGUGGACCGAAAAGAGGAGACGCGUCAAUUCCUGGCUUUGCCAAUCGAUAAGAAGACGACCCGCAUUGCUCGAAUGACGACCGAGCUGGGGGAACAAGACGAGAAAAUAAAGGAGAGGAAGAAUCUGAAACAAAUCAAGAGUGGCACAGUUCUCCCCAAGCAGACAUCCAUCGGACAUGAGCUGAUGAAGGCCAUGAGAAAACAAGAAAGCGUUGCCAAAGACCGCAAACAUGACUUGACCUCCCUGGAACGGCAGAGGUCAGUGUUGGAGUUAUCUCUGAUGGAAAAGAGGGCAGAGUUUUCGAGGUUGGACAAGGCCAACAAGAGAAAGGAGAAAGAGGUGGAUCGGCUUGAAAACACCCUUGAGCGAGAGGAGCUCCAGCUCGAGAAGCUCCUCAGGGAGAACGAGAAGAAGUCGGUGGAGGCCAAGAUAUUUUUUGAACGCAAGACCAAGUCCAAACAGAAGAAGGAGGCCGAGAUCAAGAAACUGACUGCUGAAAUAGGGGCCGUUACAAGCGAACGCAUCAAGUUACAGGAAGUCAUGAUAGACUACAAUAAAUACAAGGACCUGCUGUUCGAGCUGUCUCCUCCAGAGUGGCAGGAGGCCCAGAAGGCCAAGGCUCUGAAAGUCCAAUCUGAUGGAGACCCUGAGGACAAGCAGGUCAAGGGGACUGAGGAGUCAGCUAAUAACAACGAUUUGGAGAGCAAGGUCUCCGAUCCAGCUGGAGAGCUGCCUUCCAUUAGAGAAACCAGGCUCGGGGACACACUGAGCACAACCACUAAACUCAAUAGUGACGAUUCAGAAUACGAGGACGAGCCGGAGCUGUUCUUCACUGAUCCCCAGCAGAUACUGGAUCUAAUGACAGACCUGACGGAGAAGAGCUUGUUCCUGAUUCAGAACACCACAACGGUGGAAGAGACUGCGAAAGAGCUUCGGAAGUCCUUGGAGACAACCAAGGCGAGGAUCAAAAAUGAGACAGAGCAGCAGACACUGCAGAUAAGCGACAUGAGACAGAGGAUCGCCGUAGAGAAGACCAGAAGCGACAAGCUCAAGCAGAUGGUUCAGCUCCAUGUGUCGUUGAACACAGAGGACCAGGACGCCAUGUGGGACGCUCUGGGCGAGAAGGUGGGCGAGGUCUACCGCCACUGUGUGGAUGGCCAGAUUACCAACCUCAACACCUUGGAGAAGCUGGCCCACAUUGAGAACUGCAUGGCGCUGCUGCUGCAGGGCCUCGACAACCUCCCCGAGGAAAAAUUGACGAUGAUGAAGAUGAUCAUGGACAGCGAGCAGAGGAGCAGGCAGCGUGAUGAGAAGCUGAGAGAGCAGAUAGAGAAACAGAGGGAAAGGAUGAAGAGGUACUCGGAGAGAUCUCGGGCUGACUCCAGGAAAAUACUUGGUAGAAAGCUCAUGCCCAGAAGCAAGCCUGUUACUCAGAGAGCCAGAGUCAGGAAAGUGGACAACACCCCCACUGAAGAUGAGAAGUAUUCCUACCUCUUCACCUCUGAGGACGCAGAGUAA
Messenger RNA from Cyclopterus lumpus (lumpfish), 1817 nucleotides. It is a transcript of the gene cfap100, whose product is annotated as cilia and flagella associated protein 100. The record is from RefSeq and is a predicted model, not a curated record. The coding region runs from base 51 to 1817 and encodes 588 amino acids. Lineage: Eukaryota; Metazoa; Chordata; Actinopteri; Perciformes; Cyclopteridae. The transcript is spliced from 16 exons.